Molecule: messenger RNA, 936 nt
Organism: Anthostomella pinea
Lineage: Eukaryota; Fungi; Ascomycota; Sordariomycetes; Xylariales; Xylariaceae
Source: the annotation of a GenBank genome assembly
AUGCACUUCAAACUCCAGACGGCCUUGGGGUGGCUCGUACACACCGCACCGCUCCUAGCCAGCGCUGUCUCUUUGCAGCAGGUCACGUCGGAUUUCGGCUCCAACCCCAGGAACGUGGGCUUCUACAUCUACGUGCCCGACAAGCUCGCCGCCAACCCACCCAUCCUGGUGAACCCCCACGCGUGCCACGGAAGCGCACAGAACGCCUAUACCGGAUCGCAAUAUGCGACUUUAGCCAGCCAAUACGGCUUCAUCGUUAUCUAUCCCGACAGCCCGAAUACCGCCGACAAGUGCUGGGACGUGUCGUCCAGCGACACCUUGACGCACAAUGCGGGCGGCGACAGUCUCGGCAUCGCCAGCAUGGUUCGAUGGACACUGAGCAAGUACAAUGGAGACGCGAGCCGUGUCUUCGUCACGGGGACAUCUUCCGGCGCCAUGAUGACCAGCGUCCUCAUCGGAGCCUACCCCGACAUGUUCGCUGCCGGGUCCGCGUUCUCAGGUGUGCCUUUCGGGUGCUUCGCAGGCAAUGGGUACGGCGUGUGGAGCGACGCAUGCGCCACCGGCAAGAUCACGCACACGGGGCCUGAGUGGGCGGCUUUGGUUGAGGCCGCGUACCCCGGGUAUACGGGGUGGCGCCCAAAGAUGAUGAUUCUCCACGGCGACCAGGACGAGACUCUGAACUUCACGGACUUCGGCGAGGAGAUUAAGCAGUGGACGUCGGUUUUCGGGAUCAGUGACACGCCCACCAGCACCACUUCUAACACGCCUGUUAGUAACUGGACGAAGUAUGUGUAUGGCAAUGACGACUGGUUCGAAGCCUACAGAGCCGGAGGGGUACCGCAUAACAUCCCGAACCAGGAGUCGCUAGUCAUGAACUGGUUCGGCCUUACAUGUACCUCAGGAGACUGCUUCAAAUGGGGGCAGGGCCAAGGCUAG